Molecule: messenger RNA, 5520 nt
Organism: Saccostrea cuccullata (small rock oyster)
Lineage: Eukaryota; Metazoa; Mollusca; Bivalvia; Ostreida; Ostreidae
Product: ribosomal protein S6 kinase 2 alpha-like
Exons: 21
Coding region: 107-2308 (733 amino acids)
Biological process (GO): peptidyl-serine phosphorylation; intracellular signal transduction
Molecular function (GO): magnesium ion binding; protein serine/threonine kinase activity; ATP binding
Source: RefSeq, a predicted model, not a curated record
UUCAAGACGGGAAGCCGCCAUCUUAAAGUGGAAGAGUUGAAAAGUUUGAAGUAGAGGAAGGUGGAAGCCGCUUAAACUUUCCAAAAUUCCUCUUUAUAGUCCAAAAAUGCCGCUGGCACACUUAGCAGAUCCUUGGAAAAGGAUGGAGGUGGCCCAGGAUACUGAGGCCCCCUCCACUGAAGACAUGCUGGUAGAUGAACAGAAUGAUAACGACACGGACAGGGUGAUAAAUGUGGCAAAUCUCAUGAAAGAUGGAGAAAAGGUGGAACCUAAAGAUUUUGAGCUCCUGAAAGUGUUGGGACAAGGCUCAUUUGGAAAGGUAUUCCUGGUCAGAAAGAUCACAGGAAAAGAUGCAGGAACAUUGUAUGCAAUGAAAGUCUUAAAGAAAGCCACACUUAAAGUAAGAGAUAGGGAACGCACAAAAAUGGAGAGAGAUAUUCUAGCAGAUGUCAACCAUCCAUUUAUAGUCAAACUUCAUUAUGCAUUUCAGACGGAAGGGAAAUUAUACCUGAUCUUGGGCUUCCUCAGAGGUGGGGAUUUAUUUACCAGAUUAUCAAAAGAGGUAAUGUUUACAGAGGAAGACGUCAAAUUUUACUUGGCUGAGCUGGCCCUCGCAUUAGAUCACCUUCAUUCCCUUGGUAUCGUUUACCGAGAUCUCAAACCCGAGAAUAUUCUGCUGGAUCAUGAAGGUCACAUCAAACUGACAGAUUUCGGUCUGAGCAAGGAAUCAAUAUUUGAGGAGAAGAAGACGUACUCUUUCUGUGGGACUGUGGAGUACAUGGCCCCCGAGGUGGUCAACAGGAAGGGCCACAGUACGGCCGCAGACUGGUGGUCAUUCGGUGUCCUCAUGUUUGAGAUGUUAACUGGUGCUCUCCCCUUUCAAGGAUCAAAUAGAAAAGAUACCAUGACUCAGAUCUUAAAAGCCAAACUAGGAAUGCCACAGUUUUUGUCCUCAGAUGCUCAACAGUUGUUACGUGCUUUGUUUAAAAGAAAUCCACUGAAUAGGUUAGGUUCAGGACCAAAUGGCAUAGAAGAUAUAAAGAAACAACCGUUUUUCAGCAAUAUAGACUUUGAUAAACUAUAUAAACGUUCUUUAAAUCCUCCGUUUAAACCAGCUGUGGUACAGACUGAUGAUGCAUUUUAUUUUGACCCAGAAUUCACGACACGCACACCCAAAGACUCCCCGGGAAUUCCCCCUAGUGCCACAGCCCAUGAGUUAUUCCGAGGAUUCAGUUUUGUGGCACCAGCUUUACUAGGAGAAGAAAACCAUGUUUCCAACUCUAUAUUAGAUAAUCAAAUUGCCUUAAAAUCAUUACCCGGUGUAAAGUGUACAGCUUUCUCAGACGAAUAUGAAACAAAAGAGGAUAUUGGAAUAGGAUCAUAUUCUGUGUGUAAGCGGUGUAUACACAAAGGCUCUGGACAGCAAUUUGCUGUCAAGAUAAUGGACAAAGAGAAGAGGGACCCAUCAGAGGAAGUAGAAAUCUUGUUGAGGUUUGGACACCAUCCAAACAUCAUUUCCCUGAGAGAUGUGUUUGAUAAUGGCAAUAAAGUAUACAUGGUGACAGAAUUAAUGCAAGGGGGAGAGUUGUUGGACAAAAUUUUACGGCAGCGAUUCUUCUCAGAAAGGGAAGCUAGUGCAGUUCUACAAAUCGUUGCAAAGACAGUAGAAUAUCUGCAUGCAAAUGGAGUUGUACAUAGAGAUCUGAAGCCAUCCAACAUUCUGUACGCGGACAAUUCUGGAUCACCAGACAGCCUGCGGAUUUGUGAUUUUGGAUUUGCUAAGCAGCUGAGAGCAGACAAUGGCCUUCUCAUGACCCCGUGCUACACGGCAAACUUCGUGGCACCUGAGGUUCUGAAGAGACAAGGCUAUGAUGCUGCCUGUGAUAUUUGGAGCCUUGGUGUUCUACUCUACACAAUGCUAGCAGGGCACACACCAUUUGCCAAUGGACCAAAUGAUACACCUAAUGAUAUCCUAUCUCGUAUUGGAGAGGGUAAAUUCACCUUGGCAGGGGGAAACUGGGACUCAGUCUCGGCAGCAGCAAAGGAUCUUGUACAGAAGAUGUUACACGUUGACCCCGGGAGUCGAUUAUCAGCGACACAGGUUCUUAAUCAUCCCUGGGUGGCUCAAAGAGAGGCUCUUCCACAAUUCAGACUUACUCUCCAAGACGCGCAGCUUGUAAAGGGAGCAAUGACAGCCACAUUUAAGGCCCUGAACAAUUCCCCCAAACCAACCCUGGAACCUGUAGGAGCCUCCGUCCUGGCUCAGCGCAGAGGCAAAAACCGACCAAAGAGUUCUACAGCAGUCUGAUCUUAGUAUUAUAUACAUCCUCAUGUAUCAAAUCAUGUGUGACAGCGUCGGUCAUGUGUGACAUAUCAGAGGGAGCUAUUUGUCAUGGAUCAGUGAACGAGAGAAGAAGGUUGUAGUUCUCUAUCAUGCUAGAGAGCCAAUUCCAAGGAAAGAAAACUAUAGCUUUUUAUUAUCAAAGUUUUUUCUUGUGUUUUUUUGGUCAUAUUUUUGACAAGUUCUUGUUGUAUUCAAUCAUUAUAUAUUUAAUAUAUGAUUGCUAUAGCUAACAAAGUGCUACAAAAUGUUAAUAUUUAUUUUCAAAUUUUUGGGAAAUAAGAGGAUGUAAUCCUGUAAAAUAUAUUUACAGCAGUUGUACAUACCCGAUAAAACUCUAAAGGUGUAUUAAAAGAGAAUCACACAGAUACAACUUGAAUGAUAAAUCUUGUAUUUUGACUUAAAGUUUUUUAAAAGUUGACGGAUAUGUUGAAUUAUCUUGACAAAGAAAAUUGAUCUACCUCCAAUAUAAGGUGUUUGUGUGUAGAAUUCCACUACAACAUUAUACAUGUAGGGCGUUUGAUAUUCUGUAAAGUUUGUGGAAAAGAUGGACGUAAUGUACUAGUAUUUUGCAAAACAAUGAUAAGUAAAUUAUAUGCCUCACUGAUCAGCCGGUUAAAGUGAUGAGACUUGCAGCAGGUUCUCUUAGGCUAAAUCUAUUUUUUAUAGCCUGCCCUAUAUAAAAGGCUAUUUUCAGUGAGUAUAGAAGCUCCUUUUCUCAAUUUCAAUUUUCAUUUUUGUGUUAAAAAAAAAAAAUACUGAAUAGGAUUUCUUUUUUUUAAAAUUAAUAUGCAUUUAUUGUGAGAUUUUUUGUUUUUGUUUAAUAAAACUAUUAAGGGUAUAUCUAUAAGUACUAGUUUGACCUAACAUUAAAAUAUAACUUGGAUUAACAGUACUUGGUAUGAUUUGGGUAAUUUUUGUAUGUGUGAAAAUUGGGGCUACUCUGUUCUACUAACAUAUAUUUGAAGUAACAUACUUAAGUGGUAUAUAGCGCACAUGCUUAUGUUGAUCAUCAUUGUAUGAGUAAUUGACAAGUGCUAAUCUCAUUCCUUUGUUUUAUAUUUUAUUUCUUAUGUGCUUUCAAUUAUAUAUUAUAUAUUAUUGCUUGUUACAUGUAUUUGUAGUUGAUGAAUUAUUUUGAGAGAUAUAUUACUAUUUUGCAACACAUUCACAUAACCAUACUGCUUUAUGAAUUGAUUUCAUUAUGCAGAUCUUCAUAUUUCAUUAGAAUUAUUUCCCUUGGACUGAAUUUUCAUUUCUUCCCACAUGACUGUUUGAUUAUUAUUUCAUUUAAUAUAAGGAUUUAAUUGGCUGAUAUUCUCAGAAUAUUUUAAUACAGGGCAUUACCAAAUUAGAUUUAAAUACAUGCUAUUAAAAUGUUGACCCAUGUAUUAUUCUGCAAUAACUUGGAACAUUUACUACAAAAAAAACCUCAAACAUUGCUAUAAUAAGGUGUGAUUUAUUGCUUGGAUUCCUCUGAAAGAAAUUCUUAAGUAAUAUGCUCAUGAUUUUCAACUUAUGAUGUGUAAUAAAACUAAAACUAAAAUUGGUAAGCUAAUCUGUAAUUUUUUGUCAAUUAUUGAAUGUUUUAUCAAAAAAACAAAAAGGUAAUUGGGAUGUACUUUUAGAGGUCAUGUGGUUCACCCAUGCUUCAUUACAAACAUAUUGUCUGGAUGAAAAGCGAUAGAUCACAUCCUCAUAUUAUAAAGACAUUUGAAAUACAUUUCUUGAGAAAAUCAGGGAGCAAACAAAGGGAGAUUAUUAACAUGGAUUCAAAACAAACAUUUAUUUAACUGUGGUUAUAACAGAUAUGGUGAUUUAUUUAAACAGUAUUGUUUUCCAAUCAGCUUUUCUUUCAUUGUUAUGGUGCAGUAUUUACCAUAGUAUUUGCUAUGAACUCUGGAACUGAUUGUAUUACUAAAUCAUGCAUAAUUUUUGGGGAUCAAAAUUUGAAAUCAGGGAAUAUCAUCUUAGCAUUUAAAUGUGUCCUAAAAAUUGAUUUAAGGUGCUCUCUUUACGAAAAUAGGGAUUUUUGAAUAAAAAAAAUGGAUAUUAAAACUAUGAAAAAUAUCGAUUCAUGGUCAUAUUUUAGUUUGCUUCUAGGGAACCAUUCCCUGAAAUGUGAAACAAAGUAUGAAAAGAAGUGCUAUUAAAUAUGUGUAUGAGUGUGAACAAGAGAAUUUUUCUUAUUCUAUGUUAACAUGCUUUAAAGAUUGCAUCUCUUGACUUGGAAAAAAAAAGUGGAGAGGUGAUAUUUUAUGUUGAAGUGAACAAUUACAUGUAUUUUUGUUUUGUUAAUAAUGUGUCAAUUUCUUAAAUGUGGUUAUUUGGUGCACCAAAUUCCAUUUGUGACUUGAUAUUUUUGUUUACAAUGCAGUAGUGCUGUUAUCUCCCUUUUUAUAGUUAAUUUGUAGGAAUGUCAUUGUAAAGAGACUCGGCUAUUUCUUUACAUAAUUCUAUGUCUUUAGUCCUGCUUCGUUUUAUUAAUAAAUGUAUUGAUUUGGAUAUAACAAGCUUAACAGCCUAAUCUUGGAAAUAUUUAAUAUAGAAAAUGUAAAUAUUUCACUUGUAUGUAGAUGGAAAAGUAACAGUCACUUCAGUUGUGAGAUUUUUUUUAUUGAAAGUUUUCCAAAGAUAUUUCUAUAUUAUUUUGUCCAUUCUGAAUGUAUAUGUGCUUUUGUACUGUUAAUAUAUGUGCAGAUAACAAAAUAGGUUAGAUUGUCCAUAAAACCAAUUGUACAGAGUUUACAAAUAGGCACUAUACACAAUUAUUGCCAAAUAAUUUCACAUUUUUGUAACAAUUUGGAUUCUUGAAUCUGAUUGUUGUGACAACACGAUACAUAAGUCAAUAUUUUCAUAUAUCCACUGUCCAUGCCCAUCUCCUGACUCCUUGUGUGUGUACGUGUAUUAUCUGACGGGGGCAAUCCAAGCUUGAACAUUUUUGACCUCAUUUCUCCUGUAUAUAGCCUCAUCUCUUUGACCCCCUCCCCCUUUUUCUAACAUGAUAGAUGUACAUUAUAAUUGUAAAAUGAUCUGCCAGUAGCACUGUUUGAUGUCACAUUGCUCAAUAUAUUCAGAAGCAUUAUCACCCUAUUGAAUGCUGUACUAUAUUGCCAUUUGUUCUCUUUUUACAAACUUGUUGUCAGAAUAUCUUCAAAUACUACCAUUAUUUUCAGUAA